AAAGAAAAAUGUAAACAAAUUAAAUCCAAUGGGAAAAUAUGGGUGAAUGCAGCUGACUGAUAAGGUACAGAGUAGAUAUCAAAUGUUAAAGAAGCCGCAAACCAGCCAGUUCUGGAACAACAAACUGCUUGACAAUCACAGGAAAAUCACAACUAAUUGGAAGGUUCAAGAGUUUACAAGUGCAGCGAAGAAGAAAAGAACAUGCCCAUUGAACCCAUACUCUUAAUACACGGUGGAGCUGGUGAUAUUACCGAUGCUCGUGUUCCCGGAAAACUGGAAGGAAUGAAAAAAUCCCUACGUUCAGCCAUUGAACAUUUGAUUCCUGCAAAUGGUGGUGAAGGCAGCUCUUUGGAUGCAGUAGAGGCUGCUGUUCGUUCCAUGGAAUGUGAUGAGAAUUUUAAUGCUGGUUAUGGUGCCUGCUUAAAUUUGGAUGGUAAAGCCGAGGUGGAGGCCAGUAUAAUGGAAGGUGACAAAUUGAGAGCUGGAUGUGUUACACUGAUACACGAUAUAAUGCAUCCCAUAUCGGUGGCACGUUAUGUUAUGCAAAAGACCCACCAUACAUUUUUGGGUGGAUCGGCUGCUCAGAAAUUUGCACUGGAUCAGGGAUUCGAACAAAUGGCAGAUGGUUCUUUGGUUACCGAUGACGCACGACGGGCUCUGCAAGAAUUCAAAGACCGCCAAGCUAAGGGAUUGGAUACCAUUUUUGCCCGUACCGAACUUGAUGCCGAGAAAUCCCAAGACAAAGAACCUGUAGGGGAAUCUGGCAGUACUGUGGGUGCCGUUGCCAUUGAUACCAAAGGUAACAUUGCAGUUGCAACAUCCACUGGCGGUAUAACAGGAAAGGUGUCAGGACGCAUUGGCGACACACCCCUGCUGGGUUGUGGUACUUAUGCUGACAAUCAAAUUGGCGGUGUCUCCACCACCGGACAUGGUGAAACUAUAAUGCGUUUUAAUUUGGCUCAAAAAAUCCUUGCCAAAAUACAAUAUGGCAACAAGACUGCACAGCAAGCUACCGAAGAGGCUUGCAAAGAGAUGACAGAACGUUUGGUUGGAACGGGUGGUGCUAUUACCAUUGAUGCCAAGGGUCAAGUUGGUAUCUAUUGGACAUCAAAACGUAUGGCCUAUGCCUAUGUAAAAAGUGGAAAAAUCUUCUAUGGCAUCAAUCAUAAUGAACAGUUUGAAGAGGAGUUGUAAAGGUGGUUUCAGAAUCUUAGAUUCUUGAAGAGUUUGUAACAGACAAAACAUUGCCUUGUUCAUAAUUUUAUACUUUUUUAUAUUUUUACAAAUAAACGAAGAAAGACAUA
Musca domestica (house fly) is the source of this 1304-nucleotide messenger RNA. RefSeq names its product probable isoaspartyl peptidase/L-asparaginase GA20639. Bases 202 to 1194 code for a protein of 330 amino acids. The transcript has 2 exons. Lineage: Eukaryota; Metazoa; Arthropoda; Insecta; Diptera; Muscidae. Gene Ontology annotation, molecular function: asparaginase activity. The record is from RefSeq and is a predicted model, not a curated record.